AUGAGCAGCUUCCAAGCGCACGUGGAGAAGCUUGCGCGGGCGGCGGAGACCGUCUCUGCCGAUGCCGAGCAGGCCUCCCCGACUGUCGCGAUCCCGCUGCGCGAGGCCGCCCAGUCGCUGCCGCCACAUAUCAUUGCCGCGACAGACCCCGUCAAGCUGAACAAGCAAGCCUCGAUUUUCCGCUGCCCUGCAUGGGCGGGUCUGCCGUCGCGGCCUUUUCAUCUUCACUGUGUGCGAGGCAAGGUGCCGUAUCCCGCCCUUGGCCUGCAGAGGUUUCCGUACUACCUCUUUGGCAAGAACCCGGUGUGCGACUACGUGCUGGAGCACCCCUCCAUCAGCUUCGUGCACGCCGCGCUUAUCUUCAACAAGGAGCACGUCUGCUUCGUGCUGCUUGACCUGGGCUCCACCAACGGGGUGCGACUCGAAGGGAGGCGUGUGGAGCCGCGCAAGCCCAUCCCUAUUGCGGUCGGGUCGGUACUGCAGUUUGGCUACAGCACGCGCACCUACGAGCUCCGCGCGGGGGCGCCGCCGCAGCUGAAGCGCCUUCGCGAGGACGGCGCCGAAGAUACGGCGGCGCAGCGGCAUGGGUUGGGGUUGGCGUCGACGGACAGCAGAGUCUGUGAAGCAGACAAGGUGUCGCUCUCUGCUGCUGUCGCCGGCACUGCCACCUGCCCGGCGACAGUCCCAAGCGCCGUGGCUGCCUCGGCCACCAGCGCCGCUGCCCCUGUGUGCGCGCCACCCGAAGGACAGGUGGCGAGCGAGCCAAGAGCAUCCUCGGCGACUGCAGAGACUGCCACUUCCAGUGCCCACGACGCUGUCACCAGCGCUGCUGGAUGGAUGGCGGAGCCUGCGGCGACGGCUGUCAUGCAGACUACUGCGGAUGCAACCGGCGGCUCGCCAGCAGCUGUGGCCGCUUCUGCAUUGGCGGAGUACGCCCCCAUUCAUCUCUUCCAGCUCGUCAUCAAGCACAAGGAUGUGGAGAACCCUGUCUCGCGCGGCCGCAAUAAGGGCGAGAUCAUCACCCGCUCUCGCGCCGACGCGCUCGAUAUGGCGCGUUACAUUCUGGCCGACCAUCAGCGGCGAGUGCCAGUCGCUGCGGCGCUUGGCUUCUCGCCGUGGACUCCCGAGGAGUUCGUUGCCGCUGUCGACGAGUACUGUGAGGUGUCAGCGAAGAAGAAGCGCGGCGAUCUAGGAGUGGUCGAGAAGGGCACCUUCGCGGACGAGAUCGACGAGGCGGCGUUUAGGCUGCGCCGCGGCGAGGUGAGUGCCCCAGUGGAGACGCAGCUCGGUGUCCACCUUUUGUAUCGCUGCGACUGA
Leishmania mexicana MHOM/GT/2001/U1103 is the source of this 1317-nucleotide messenger RNA. RefSeq lists its product as hypothetical. The transcript has a single exon. Bases 1 to 1317 code for a protein of 438 amino acids. The record is from RefSeq and is a predicted model, not a curated record. Lineage: Eukaryota; Euglenozoa; Kinetoplastea; Trypanosomatida; Trypanosomatidae. Gene Ontology annotation, molecular function: mRNA binding; protein binding; peptidyl-prolyl cis-trans isomerase activity.